AUGUGCUCAAGACAAAUUUCUCCAUCUGUUUUACUACGAGGUCAAAAUUUAAAGUCAUGGCAUGAUCCUGUCCAAAUGCAUUCAUGGACAGAUUUGCCUAAAUGUAUGAGAUUCAUUGGAAGAUAUGGAUGUACUAUAAAACGUUCGCUUAUUUGGAUGCGACACACUCUAGAUUGUAUAUCACCCACUGCAACACCAGAACAAUUAGAUUAUAUUUUGAAUGGCUAUGCUAACUUAUACAAACUUGAACUUAAUAUUAUAAGAUUUACUGAUGACGUUCCAAUUGAUGAUAAUGAUGUUUAUGUGUAUGGCGUAACUUCACACAAAAUCGAACAACAGAAACGUCAUCGUAAUAUUGCAUUUAUCAUGUAUGAUUUUAAAAAGUCCUUAUUUGCACCAUGGUAUGCGACUCAUGCUGAUUGUCAACCACAAACAUGCUUUACUACCAAUGAUAAAACUAUCAUAAGUUAUAUAAAAGAAUUGAUUGUCCAACGAAACCUGGAGAUAUCUCAGGAUCCGGCUUCACAGACAGAUCGUACCGUCGACAACGAUAAUACUACAAGAUAUGAUGAGGAACGACAACAUACAGAUAAUUUAGAUGCUCGAUUUUCUUCAAGAUCAAGUGAAUACUCUAAUUUGAACAACAUAAAUUCAAAGCAUUGUAAAAAUGUUUUAGCUGUUCAAAAUGAAGCUGUUCUGAUAAAACACAAAAACUCCAGCAGUGACAUUCAACAUACUGCUCAAACUAUUCCUCAAUCGGAUUCACAUUUUUAUUCGAAAGAAAUCAUGACAGAUUCAAUAGAUUCAAUAGAGAAUGAUCUCAAUUUGUCGUCGACCACAGAUUCAAUUGAGAAAGUAUAUGAAAAACUCGAACAUAUGACAAAAUAUCUCUAUCAAAACAAAUGUCUUCAUCAAGAAAUUGAUGAUACUACAUCGAUGGAAACAGAUGACCGACAACAGACGACUGAUGAAACUUUGAAAGAAGGAGAAUGGAUUUCUAAAAAUGUUAUGACAAAUACGGCGCAAAGUAAAACUGGACACGCAAAAAAUCAUAUUUGCUCUUCGAAAAAUAUUGUUUCCCACAUUCCCAUAUGUUUAUUUCAAAGUACAACAAAACCGGCAACAAUAGUCAGACCAGAUGUUCGAACAAGCCAUAGUUCAAUUCAAAAUUAUGAUAAACCAAAUGUAAUAAAGCACCCAAAACGUCAUCGACGUGUUCGUAUGCUAAAGGAUUUAGCAAAAAAGGAUUGUCCAUUAGUACAAGCAGGUGAAAACAAAGAACAAAGAAAGUAUCCUGAGAUAGAAGUACCUAGUGAUGGUGAUGGUGUACAACUUUAUGUUCGUGUUCGAGUUGUUACAGAAAAUCACUUUCGACAUCCUUACCAAACUGUUGCACCUGAAAAUGUGCGUGUUGAUUGGACAUUAAUGAAAGAUAAUAAUGAACGAAGUUGUUUACAAUGUAGUCCAGAUAGUUUUGAUCCAGUAACUGAAUCUGUCUUUUUAAAAAUAACUAAUGACGAGCGAAAAAAACGUCGAAAAACAAUAAAAGUUUAUCUUUUCAAUUGGAAACAAUAUGGACCGUCAAUGACAGAAAUUAUUGAACGUGAAAAUCUUAGAUUAUGCAGACUUGAAUUUCAACUAUGUGUACAAAUCAGUUCUAGUCAAUAUCAGUUUGUAUCACAUCCUUCCCAUACAUCGGUCAUUGAACAAGAGGAUGGAGAUUUAACCAUUGAUUCAACUAAGAUCGUGCCAAAAGAAUUAUGUGCAUUGGGUGGUGAGAGAAUAAUUGUACAAUUAAGUAUUAUAAGUCGUAAAAAAGAUUUUCGUAUUAAAUGUAAUGAAAUUGAACUCAAAAAUAAGGACUUCACAAUAGAACGAAAAAAAUUAUCAUUAACUUCACCAGCUAGAACUGAGGGAAAUAAUGAGCUUCAUCUAGUUAUUAUAAAAACAGAAUUUGUUGAAGACAGUUCAUUACGAAAGAAGCAUUGUUUAUAUGAUGAUUAUUUACCAUACGUUGAUCAUGGUAAACAUGCACAAAUUUGUUCAUAUCCUAAUCUUGCUUCAUCAGAUAACAAAACAUAA
Messenger RNA from Rotaria sordida, 2082 nucleotides. NCBI's taxonomy places the organism in Eukaryota, Metazoa, Rotifera, Eurotatoria, Philodinida, Philodinidae. The record is from the annotation of a GenBank genome assembly.